ACACCUUUCCCUCCAAUCUACUCCUCCCAUUUUGCUAGGGUUUUUGCUUCUCUCUUUCAGGUUAACAUGGGAAGAAAUCAAGGUUAGAUUUAUUCGUAAAUGUGAUACACAAGUGUGGGAGUAAAGUGAAAACCUUGAGGGUAGAGGAGAUCCCUUUACCUAAUUGCCUGCCAAGUAGAGAAAAUAAAAGGAGAAUAAUGGGGAAAGUAUCUCCUAAAGACGGGCAAUCCAAGACUCCAAAGCAGAAAAGGCGGUCGAAGAGUACAAGAAGCAAGUAUCUGAGACCAGGUGCUCUUGCACAGCUUCGGAACACCAAGGUUUCCGCUGCUAAAUGUUGUACUGAUCUUUGGAAGAAAAGAGUGGCUGUAAGGAAUGCAGAUGAUGCUAAUGAUGAAGUUGUGCUUCCAAAUGAUGUUAAUGAUGAGAGUCCCAUAUUUCUAACUCCUAUGAAAUUUCCUUUGGGUGCUGUGACUUCACCCAUGGAUUUAGCCAAGCAGAAUAAUUUGCAAAUGACACCAAAGACACCCGGAGCUGUAGAAGGCAUGUUGGAGUCGAGGCUUGAGUCACUUCCAUUGGAUUUGUUGGUUAACAUACUUUGCCACCUGCAACAUGACCAACUUAAAGCAGUUUUCCACGUCUCUCAGAAGAUCAGGAAGGCAGUAAUUCUGGCGAGACAACUCCAUUUCAAUUAUACUACUCCAUAUAAAAUACGGCAAGACAUGUCAGGAACCAUGACUCCUCUCCCCACGGAUCACUGGCCUUUUGCAAGCAAAGGGGAUGGAAAAGGUGCAUGUGUUCACAGCCCUCGUACUCCUCAGGCUCCUAAGCAUGGUCCAAAGCCCCCAUCUCGUCUCAAGUUCAUAGAGAUGGAGCAAAUUGCAACUGCCCUUUUCCAGGAAUCUGCCUUUCCUUCAAGGUGUUUGGUGCCAUCUGUUAUACCAAAGCCCCUUUGCAAGUCCUUGGGUUCUAAUAGAGUUCUAUUUUACGAGGAUGAACUAUGCCAGGCUGUUUCUCAGAAUAGACUUCGUUAGUUUCAGGUUUAGUUUCUAAUAUCCUAAUGUGUAUAAUAGGAAUCCUGGUAGUAAUACAGCCAUGAUGGAGAGUUAUGGUGUUUGAAGAUAGCAAUAGGUUAUAAAGGUUUGAAGGUUGUGAUGCGAAUAUUACAUUUGUUCUGGUCUUGUGUACAGUCCUAUAUAAUUUCCUUGUAUUAGGUUUUGGAGUGACAAUGUGUGUUGCUUUUAUCUGUAACAAUGAAGUGAAAGGAAUAUGUUUUAGAGGA
This is a messenger RNA of Lycium ferocissimum, 1279 nucleotides long. RefSeq names its product F-box protein At4g35930-like. The transcript has 5 exons. Gene Ontology annotation, molecular function: protein binding. NCBI's taxonomy places the organism in Eukaryota, Viridiplantae, Streptophyta, Magnoliopsida, Solanales, Solanaceae. The record is from RefSeq and is a predicted model, not a curated record. Bases 198 to 1031 code for a protein of 277 amino acids.